AUGUCUUUAGAGGACCCGGUAUCCCCUGAGACAAAGCCUGGAUACCAUAUUCGGCAGGCUAUCCAGCAAGACCUGGUCUUCCUUUUGCCACUACUGCAAAAGAACCCGAAAUGCUACUGGAUUUGGAAUCAUCGACUAUGGCUUUUACAACAAGCGACUGAGCGCCUCGAGCCUAGUGUUUCCCGAAAGUUCUGGGAAACCGAACUUGGUUUGGUUGGCAAGAUGCUCAAUAGAGAUGGACGGAAUUUCCACGGCUGGGGUUAUCGGCGUGCCGUGGUUGAGGCCCUGGAGAGUAUAUCUUGUGAGCCAUCGGAUACCUCGGCUGAUAAUCCGUCCCAGAGUAUGACGCAGGAAGAGUUGGAUUAUACCACUAAGAUGAUCGGAACCAACCUAUCAAACUUCUCGGCCUGGCAUAACCGUUCCAAACUGAUUCUAAAAGUUUUACACGAAAGUGCGGCCGAUGAUAAAAAGAGGAAAAAGAUGCUCGAUAGCGAGUUAAGCCUCAUUCAUCGCGCACUGAUCGACCCGUACGAUCAGUCUAUUUGGUUCUACCAUCAGUAUUUAAUGUGCACCUGCGACACCGAUCUCGCCCCCCAGACCAUGGCCACGAAUCUAACGGAUGGUGAACGACUUGAGUAUCUCGAGCAAGAGAUAGAAGCCAUCGAAGAUAUACUAGAGGAUACUAAUGACUGUAAAUGGAUAUACCAAGCACUGAUUACCUAUACUUUGCUCAUCGCGAAAAUAAACAAAGAACUGGAAGCUGUACAAGAGGAACGGAUCUCUGGGUGGCUGACCGCGUUGAAACGGUUAGAUCCAUUGAGAAAAGGUCGAUGGAAUGAUUUGAAAGAAUCGUUGGCCAAGCCAGGGAUCAGAGGCAGUUUAGGGCCGGAUUUCCAGCCUUACCCGGGCCCGAAGAAUCGCGUCCUCUCAUUGGAUACCACCUCGGUCCUUCCCGGACGGCGCGGGCCCGAAGGAAAAUACGCGACGCCGAUUGGCUGUAUCAAUCUAUACAUUUGGCUGUCAAAAGAGUAUAUAGGUCAGGAGUCCAAGCAUGAGCUACGAUGUCAAGGAGAAGUCAAGCAUACGGGAAGAAAACUCCAAUAUCUCAUUCAAUUGGAACUGUCCUCAAAUAUGAGCGAAAAAACCCAUAUCCCCUCCGAUUCGGAGAGCGCUACCCUACCCAAAGAACACCCUGAGGAUGACCAAACGCACGCCAGAGAUAUCGACGUCGACCUCGAAGCAGCCAAACAAUCAACCGAGCCCUCAAUCAACGCAGAAGUAUCAAAAGACCCGAACCUCGUUACCUGGAAUGGGCCAGAUGAUCCAGAAAACCCGAAAAAUUGGCCCAAGGGUGAGAAAUGGAAAAACACCUGGGCCGUCUCGCUAUUCGUCUUCAUCUCUCCCGUUUCGUCUGCCAUGAUAGCACCAGCACUGGAGGAACUCGGUGAGAGCUUAGGGAUGCACGUCAAGAUUGAGGUAUAUCUAUCUCUCGCCAUCUUCAUUCUCGCCUACGCCGUCGGUCCCAUUUUCUUUGGCCCAGCCUCCGAACUAUACGGCCGUGUACGUCUACUUCAAUUCAGCAAUGUGUGGUAUCUGGCCUGGAACUUGGGAUGUGGUUUCGCUAAGAGUAAGGCCGAGUUCUUCGCUUUUCGAUUUCUCGCUGGUAUUGGCGGCAGUGCGCCCCUGGCCAUCGGAGGAGGUGCCAUAAGUGACAUGUGGAGUGCCGAAGAGCGUGGAAAGGCCAUGGGUAUAUACACCCUUGGCCCAAUACUUGGCCCUGUCGUUGGACCCAUCGCUGGAGGCUUCAUUGCACAGUAUUCGACAUGGCGCUGGGUGUUCUGGUCGACGUCUGCUGCGGCCGUGGUAAUCCAAGUAGUUGGCUUUAUAUGGUUGCGCGAGUGUCACCCAGCUACGCUCUUGAGAAAGAGACGGGACCGACUCGCGAAGGAGACGGGCAACGAGAACCUGCAUACCGCGGAGAAGGUAGAGAGUCUCGCCUAUAAACUUGGACAUGCCCUACAACGACCAGUGCGCAUGUUCACAACUCAGCCCAUCGUCUUUUGUAUGGCCAUAUACAUGGGGUAUCUCUUCGGAACCACAUAUCUCAUGUUCGCAACAUUUCCUGAGAUCUGGACCAAGGUGUACGGGGAGAGUGAGAGUAUUGGUGGGCUCAACUAUCUGUCCAUUGCCAUCGGUUCCUUCGUUGGUCUUUUCCUCAACCUCAAGCUAGUCGACCGCAUCUACAAGACCCUCAAAGCGAAGAAUAAUGGCGUCGGCAAGCCUGAGUUUCGCAUGCCCUCCUUGGCUGUUGGCUCUGUCAUUAGUACCAUCGGCCUCUUUUGGUACGGCUGGAGUAUACGCAGCAGCGUGCAUUGGAUCAUGCCCAACAUUGGAGCCCUGAUAUUCACUGCUGGAACAAUAUCCUGUCUUCAGGGUAUGCAGACCUAUAUUGUUGACAGUUACCAGACAUACGCUGCUAGUGCUAUGGCUGCUUGUGCCAUUCUUCGCAGCUUGGCUGGCUUUGGCUUCCCACUGUUCGCCCCCUACAUGUAUGAGAGUCUAGGAUACGGAUGGGGUACGAGCGUCCUGGCAUUCAUCAGCAUCGGUGUUGGCUGGGUAAGCCCUUUGGCCUUUUGGCACUAUGGACCUAAGCUCCGUGCCAUGUCCAAGUAUGCCUCUGACUGA
Messenger RNA from Arthroderma uncinatum, 2685 nucleotides. Its product is annotated as transporter. Bases 1 to 2685 code for a protein of 894 amino acids. The record is from RefSeq and is a predicted model, not a curated record. Gene Ontology annotation, biological process: transmembrane transport; protein prenylation. Gene Ontology annotation, molecular function: protein prenyltransferase activity; transmembrane transporter activity. The transcript is spliced from 4 exons. Lineage: Eukaryota; Fungi; Ascomycota; Eurotiomycetes; Onygenales; Arthrodermataceae.